AUGCUCGCAGGAACCGUGAUGCCCCUCGUCCCCAGCCUCGCGACAACGCCCUGCUUCAGGUUGAACCUCUCUUCAAUCUCCCGGUCCGCAACGCCGCGGUCGCGCAGAACAUGCAUUUGCACAAUCGUAUUGAGGUCGAGAAACUCGCGUCCCUGGAAUCCCUUCCUGCCGAGCGCCUCAAACUCAGACCGCGCCGCCACCUCCGCGAGACGCCGCGCCUCGAGCGCGCCGAGGGUCGAGUUGUUCCGCGCCGAGGGGAAGAGUGGUCCCGUGCCGCCGCUCGGCGGUGCGUGCGCGUCCGAGGGCGACGACGCCGGCGCGGGGCGCGCGUGCGACGAGGGGCUGUAG
Verticillium alfalfae VaMs.102 is the source of this 348-nucleotide messenger RNA. RefSeq lists its product with no specific name. Lineage: Eukaryota; Fungi; Ascomycota; Sordariomycetes; Glomerellales; Plectosphaerellaceae. The record is from RefSeq and is a predicted model, not a curated record. The coding region runs from base 1 to 348 and encodes 115 amino acids. The transcript has a single exon.